AUGGACGCGUUCAACAACACGAGUAAAGGGGAAAAAAGUGAAUCUUUAUCAAAUGGAGAGAGUCAGUUUCCGACAGAGGUUGCUGCUACCGGGACUAGUACUACUGCCAGCACUCGAUUUCGACCAAUACCUCGAGACCCACAAAAUAUACGCAAAGCAACUCGAGUCAUUGACGCAGAAUUCGAUCUCGAGAUACUGUUACGACAACAAGAAUUACAUCAAAUACAAGUAGAACUCGAAAAAGCCGAAGUUACGCUCGAAACCUUGAAGAAUUGCUUGAUUGAAGUAAAAAAUGGUCAAACAUUUAUAACUCAAUCUUCUUCAGCCGGAAAUUCCCAAGUUGACUUUUCGCAUGACUCUCAGCAACAUCAGCGAGGCGGUGAUGUUAAUGGUACCGCAAACAUCAACAAUAUCCCUUCAAUAAUGCCUACGCGGCAAUCAACACGCAAGGUUGUAUCGACACGCGAUAAAGAUUACCUGUAUUUUGAUCCUUGUAGAGAUUUGUUCUCGAGAAGAAAUGACGGUACAUUUGUAAAAUUAACUUGUCCGGAAUGUCAUCGAUCGAGAUUUAUCAAUGUGCAAGGGUUCCUUAACCAUUGCCGUCUUUCGCACAAGAUUGAAUUUCCGAAUCACGAAGAAGCACUUUUAUUAUGUGGUACACCAGUGGACGAAAGCAUCGUGCCUCCUGAUCAUCCGGCUAGAUCCCGAAUUAUUACGAGACCGCCGUCACUUCGAUCAAUACUAGAUCAAAAAUACGACGAAAAUAUCGAUGACAUUGAAUUAGAGUCGGAAGAUAUAAGAGGAGAAAGGGGAAGUGAUGGACAAGUUGGCGACGGCUCUAUUUCAGGCUCACGAGAAGCGAGUCCAACUUCACCAGCUUUAGCUGUAUCUGCAGAAAUUCAUGCAACCGGAGAAGAUUCUUUUGAAAGUGACUCCGACGGAGAAAGUAUAGAUAUUUCUGCAGAAAUAAGCCAAUUCAAUAAAUACAAAGAAGGUCACACAAUUAGUAUUAAAGAAAAGAGGAUUGGUGCUAUUGAAGACGCGUCAUCGUCAUCGUCACCAUCACCAAAAGAAAUUAAUCUUCAGAAGAAACAAGAUAUUUCGCACAAAACUUCUCAUUCGGGCCUUGCAAUGGAAGCUGACAAUGCUGCGCGUAAUAACGAAAAAGAGGACAAUAAUCUUUAUAAUUCUAAUUUGAAUAAGAAAAACAAAUAUUUGGGCAUAGUAGAUAUAGAACCAGAAGAAUCGGGAUUAGUUGGAGAAAUUAUAUCACUGACAGGCAAGCAACCUUCAAGCAAUAACCAUAACUCCUCUAUUACUUCGAAAACAAAUGGCAAUCAUCAUUUGUUCACAGAAAAAACUACUACUCAUACCCAAGAAAUCACCACAAUUUCCGCUGUUGCAUUCACCACUCCUUCCUGUGGUAGUGUUUUCGAUCCGAUUGACGCUGGGUCACGCUUCUACGUCAAACGGCGCAUAGUAAUCGGAAACGUGUCGAAAUGGAUUCCGCCUGAAAAGCGGGAACCAAAGCUCGAGAAAUACACGCAUAAAUGGAUGGUGUAUGUUGUCGGACCGCCGCAUUCGUUGAAUGUUACGUCUUUUAUACGUAAAGUGCGGUUCUAUUUGCAUCCUAGUUAUCGACCUAAUGAUAUUGUGGAUUUGAAGGAAGCGCCGUUUCAGAUUACGAGGUUUGGGUGGGGUGAGUUUCCGGUGAGAGUACAAUUGUUUUUUGUUGAUAAGAAAAACAAGCCGGUGGAUGUAAUACAUCUGUUAAAACUCGAUGAAACACACUCCAGUAAACAGAGAUUAGGAGAUGAACGUGCUUAUGAUCUUGAGCUUGACAGAAAUACCGAAUUUAUGGCGCCACGCGAAGAAAAAACGGAAACAAAUUUAACUAAUGGCACAAAAAUCAACACGCAUCCCGAUGGUUUAACAAAAAAUCCGAAUGGCGCACAUCUUAAUAGUAGUAGUACAACGACUUCUAGUGAUAUUUCUGAUUCAUUGGAAUCAUUGUUAAAUGAAGUAGUUCACUCUUAUCCGAUUAUUCGGCCCAAUUCUGAGAGUUCUAGGAAUGAUUCUCUUCCCUAUACUACUGCUCCUUCAACUGAGAUAUUUCUCGCAUGGGAAUUGAGCCUUCGAGCAUCAAUAGAAUGGCAGAGAGCAAGAGCGAUGCGAAUAAUGGUUCAAUCUAUAUCGCAAUCGAUGGCCGAUGAAAAAAUACAAGAGGCUGCUGCUUCAUUGACAACGAAACUAGUAGUUUUAUGGUGUCGAAAGAAAAAACUUACGCCAAUAUUGCCUGAUGAAAGUGAUUCCACAUUCGAUGCCUUUGACAAAUCUCUAGAGUCGUUAGAGUCUCCAAUAGCAGCUCAACAAUUAGUCACAUCUCCCGAGUCAUUCUUGUUUUCCUCGUCCUCUUUAACAGUUCCUACGAUAUAUUGUAAAUAUUGUGGAUGUCCCAAUUCGUGGCAUGAAACCGAGUUUACGGAGGAUGGGUUGUCUUCUCUUGUAAAAAUUAAAUGUAAAAGACUGCCGCGUGCGCUUCGUAAAUCCGGGAAGCUGUGCGGUUUAACGUUGGCCAGUGAAUCUAUUGAAGAAUUAGGCAAGGAUUCCUAUCAAGAAGAGGAAAAUAUGGAGAUGGAUAUUGAUAUUGGCAAUUUUGAUGAUAAGGGAGUGGUGAAAAAUAUUUUCAAUCCAAAUACAUUGUCUCCAGAAGAUGAAGAAUCCAAUAAAUGGCUCACAAUAAAUAGCAUGCUGGAUCCUCAUGGGAUUGACUGGGUAUGGGAUGUAGUCGCAGAACUCGAAAUGAAAAGCGUCGUAGCUACAAAUAUAUCCACAUUGGAUGACAACACUAUUUCUAUGAAAGAUGAUUCAAUUGUCGCGGUUGAACAACGAUUGAUGACUGGAAAUUUAUUAUUUCAGUUAACGAAGAUAUUCUUAACAGACAUUCUGAAUAAAUCUGUAGAAAUUUACAGAGACGAAGAAAAUGAUUCAAUCUCCACAACUCAUAGCAAGAAUUAUUCUCAUAUAUCCAUAAAAAAAGAGGAGGGGGAACGUGACUCAUCAUGGCAAGAACAUUCCAACAACAUGGAUAUUGACGAAUCUUCAGCUCCGAUGAUAGAAGAAUCAAAAAAACACGUUUCAUCAUCACCAUCACUUCAUCCUUCUUUACCCCCACAUCCGACUAAACUUUUGGUCCCAUAUCAUAUUUAUCAAGCCAUAGAAAGUAACCCCAAAACAGACUUUUUGACAGGAAAAUACUUAGCAUCGGUGAAUUCUAGUAAAACACACCGAUCGAAAAAAGCAGAAUCCUCAAAAAAAGAAAAGAAAUAA
Ambispora gerdemannii is the source of this 3330-nucleotide messenger RNA. The record is from the annotation of a GenBank genome assembly. NCBI's taxonomy places the organism in Eukaryota, Fungi, Glomeromycota, Glomeromycetes, Archaeosporales, Ambisporaceae.